Emiliania huxleyi CCMP1516 is the source of this 378-nucleotide messenger RNA. RefSeq names its product peptide methionine sulfoxide reductase. The transcript has a single exon. Gene Ontology annotation, molecular function: peptide-methionine (S)-S-oxide reductase activity. The annotation marks the transcript as partial. NCBI's taxonomy places the organism in Eukaryota, Haptophyta, Isochrysidales, Noelaerhabdaceae. The record is from RefSeq and is a predicted model, not a curated record.
UUCUGGCACCCUGAGGAGGAGCUUGCAGCUCUCCCCGGGGUCUCGGAGACCGUGGUUGGCUACUGCGGUGGCAGCACCGCCGAUCCGACCUACAAGUCGAUUGGCGAUCACACAGAGGCCUUGCGUGUCACCUUCGACUCGCGUGUGGUGUCGGCGGAGAGCAUGCUCGAGCGCUUCUUUGAGAUGCACGACCCGAUGCCGCGUGCCUUCACGGGCACUCAGUACCGCUCCGCCAUCUUCUAUCACAACGACGCGCAGGCCGAGACGGCGGCGGCCGUGGCGGGCCGGCAGGCGUCCUCGCAAGCGAAGCACACCUCGAUCGAGCCGGCCGGUCCAUUUUACCGCGCUGAAGAGUACCACCAGCGCUUUCUGGCUAAG